Molecule: messenger RNA, 2276 nt
Organism: Plectropomus leopardus (leopard coralgrouper)
Lineage: Eukaryota; Metazoa; Chordata; Actinopteri; Perciformes; Serranidae
Source: RefSeq, a predicted model, not a curated record
AUGGAAAUCAAUCCAACCGUGUGCUUCGAGUUGAGUAUCUUCAUGGAAAUCCUCAGCAAAAGUGUCUUGUUUCCACUAACAGCGUAUAUCAAAGGCGGCUGGAUUCUACGCAAGGCGUGGAAAAUGUACAACAAGUGCCACAGUGACAUCAGCCAGCUGCAGGAGGCCUGUCAGCGGAGGUCCUCUGUCCACCAGGAGUCCCUCUCGACGGACAACGCCAACCACAAUGCUCCGGUGGAGAACUGCGUGACGGCUGAGGCCCUGGACCGCCUCAAGGGCUCCGUCAGCUUCGGCUACGGCCUCUUUCACCUGUGCAUCUCCAUGGUCCCCCCGCACCUGCUCAAGAUCAUCAACCUGCUGGGUUUUCCCGGUGACCGUCUCCAGGGCCUGUCCUCCCUCAUGUAUGCGAGUGAGAGCAAGGACAUGAAGGCACCACUAGCUACGUUGGCCCUCCUGUGGUACCACACGGUGGUGCUGCCUUUCUUUGCUCUGGAUGGCUCUGAUACGCAUGAGGGGCUGCUGGAAGCCAAAGCUAUUCUGCAGAGGAAGUCCGUGGUUUACCCCAACUCCUCGCUCUUCAUGUUCUUUAAAGGACGAGUUCACAGGUUAGAGUGCCAUAUCAACAGUGCUUUGGCCUGUUUCCAUGAUGCAUUAGAGCUUGCAUCAGACCAAAGAGAGAUCCAGCAUGUGUGUCUCUAUGAGAUCGGUUGGUGUAGCAUGAUAGAGAUGAAUUUUGAAGAUGCAUACAGGUCGUUUGUCUUUCCUCAGUGGGUGAUGGGUUUGCUGUUCUUCCUGUUUCCUGUUGCGUCGUCAUGGUUACGAGCCUCGUACCUGCCCGUUCACGUGUUCUGUGGUUUGGUUCUGCUGGUUAUGGCCAUCGGGAGCAGCCUGCUCGGCAUCACGGAGAAACUCCUCUUCAGCAUCAUGCCAACCUACUCUCAGUUGGUCCCAGAGGGGGUGCUGGCCAACAUUUUGGGGAUCCUGCUGAUUUGUUUUGGGGUGCUGCUGGGCUUUCUGAUCACCAGAGACGAGUACAGACGUCCGCCAAACCCAGAAGAAGAGUCUCUGUCUGUCCAUUUCAAGACCCUGACUGAGGGGGGGUCUCCCACCAUGCCCUGAGCUCCGUGUUAUGUCUGACACCUCCCCCUCACCUGGACACAAUCUGUCAGUACGUUUACAUGCACAGUUUACAUGCGCUGUUAAAGCUGGAUUAGAUCAUUUAAUGUGACUCCUGUCCUUUUCAGAGUAUACAACAGCGAGGGAGAAUCCAUUUUUUGAUAUAAUUAUGUCCGACUUCUGUGGCCGGUGAAGAUACGCCCCCUUUCAGCUAGUUGCUAUUGGACCUUUUUCCGUUUGACCUCUUACGUCUCAAACCAAACAAGCUAGCAAACGGCAAAUGGUUGCAUAUCAGCGCUGUAUAUUUCAUACACACUCUAAGCAUUACUUGGUACCGUCGUCUUGUUUUGUUUUCUUCUCCUCUUCCUCUUCUUCUUUUGUUUGUCCCAGCUCUCUUCUACAAAUUUAUGCUUUUCAGCAUCUGGGUCAAAGCCUGGCGUAGCAACUAUGGUGCAUGUACAGGAGAGGUAUACAUGGAAGACUAAAUCGACCCCCAAUCUCAUUAUCUGGGUGUGUUAGUCUGACUUUGAGAAUUUUGAUUUAGUCCAAAUUCAUUCACACCAACAUGUUAACAUGUAUUUGAAAAGUCCCGUUUUAAUCGGACUAUAAUUUGACUUUUUGUAACAUGUAAACGUACUGAGAGUCCUUAGCUCUACUACAGUUUCUGUUCAUACCUGAAGUCUAAACACACAUGGACAUAAACGUGGUCCGAAAAGACGGAUUUCAAAAUUUCACUGGCCACAUGAUGUCACUAGAAGUUGGUGUCUGGCACCAUCUUGGCAUAUUUUAAUAGAACUGUAUUAACAAAAAAAGAAAUAAUCAAAUUCCACUCCUUUCUUAUGACAAAGCAGCAUACUCUGGGACUAAAAAAUGAAGCAAACUCUGAAGUGCCAAAAACUGCAGUUCCCCUAAUGUCCACUAGAGGCUCGCUCCACGAGAGAGUCAAUCCCCCAUGUUAGCAUUACCAAAUACUCCGUGAUGAUGUUCGUAAAACAAGCUUUUGUGAAAGUUUUUUUCCAUCACCCAAUUUUUUAGGUGACAAUAGUAUUUAUUCCCUUUCCUUCUCAUUCUUCACUCCUCUCUUUGGAAUCUGAGCAAACUGGCUGGAUUUCUUUCAAAAACAUGGGCAGAAGGCAAUGAGUAAUAAAAAGAAAUGACCA